Darwinula stevensoni is the source of this 770-nucleotide messenger RNA. Lineage: Eukaryota; Metazoa; Arthropoda; Ostracoda; Podocopida; Darwinulidae. The record is from the annotation of a GenBank genome assembly.
AUGGCGGCAGCCAGUGAUUCAGAGAGGACAUUUAUUGGAGGUGUGAAACAUAAGAAAUAUGGUAGCACUUCUCGAUCGUGCUGGAAAUCUGAUUCUACCAUCCGUCACGAAAUAUCGCCAAAUGAUACGCUUCCCGGUAUCGCCCUCAAGUACGGUGUCUCGAUUGAGGAACUGAAACGAACAAACAACUUGUGGUCCAAUGAGGGUUUCCAUCUGCGCACAUUCCUGAACAUCCCGGUGACAUAUGGAAAUACAUUUGACCCACUUCCCAUCGAUGACAAACAGGUGUCAGACUUGCAAUCUGGGACUGUGGUUAAUGGUGUGCCUUCUGUGAAUGGAUCCUGCAGUCCACAAGGUUCUUCAUCUGUGUAUGACAAGUCAGAGAAGUCUCCUGAUUCCUUACUUCAGGAAAUUGAUUCCACCAUUGCACUGGCCCGGAGCCGAAUGUCCCGUCUCACUUCAGACAGCCCGUUUGUGAGCCCAGAAGAGGAUGUUCUUUUCAUGCGAUCAACUUCCAAUCGGUAUUAUUCAGUGAAUCAUCACCUCAGUGACAAUGUAAAUCCCAAUGACACUAGAGUGCUCCCAUGGACAGUAGUCAAACGAAACUCUUCUGCUUCUUCAAAGAAAUUACAGAGGAAGGAGGAGGAGGACUUUUUUGAAUUGUGAUCUCCAUAUCUGAAGGUCUAAUGAACUUCCAUUUGUGAUAUUUUAUUUUGCUCUCUCCUGCUCUUCCUUGUUUUUGAAGCAUGUCAUGGGAAAAGAACAGGAUU